AUGGCGCUAGCAUCAGCGGUAUAUUGUGGGCUGGGCAUCUUCAAUAUUUUUAACCUCUCGUUCACGCCAGUGGAGUAUAUGGUAAACUUGUAUCUCUGCCUUUUCGCGGUUGUGACCCUGAUUCUUGAGGGUAAACCGGAGUGGCCAGGUGUGAACAAGAUACAGGAGAAAAUAUUUUUCCAGGCGCAUUUUCUGUCAACAGUUGGAGGUCGGGCGGGAUUCUACAUUUUCCAAGGCACGUUCGCCAUGGCACGGUACAUCAGCAAUCAUCCCUACGGAAAAGAUGACGUUAAUGAAAUUGUUCUUAAUCUUGACAUACCUUUAGAAGUACAAUAUUUAGGGAGUCUGGUUCACACUGAUGAAUUUAAAUUGAUUUAGAUUCCACUUUGGAAGCCUAUCUCGUAAUCUUGGCAGGUAUGACGAAGAUCUUCUGAUGUUUCUCUUCGGCCUUGGCUUCUUCGCCAUCGGAGCGUUGAUAUUGGGUCAGCAGUACCGAUCUGGCGGGAUAAGUAGUCUAGGGAGAGAAAAUCUCUUACGAGAAUAUCACGGUAGCGGUCCUGCAAACUCGGUUUAGAUCCCCUGUCCACGAGUCCACUAAAAGGGGAGCAUAAUCUAACCUGUCCGUCCUGACACAACAACGAGAAACAGUCCCGACCCACGAAGGCAGCAAGUGAGAGGCCAUCAUUAUCCGGAAAGCUAGGACGCAGUAAGAUGACCACGAAGAGAAUGAGAAAUUUGACAACUUACUUGAUUGAGAGCUGAAAUCCUGAUUCCUUACACUGUACACAUUAUCGUUUUAAGAUCCAAAUCCAAAGGUCGAUCAGCGAUCAAUCUAAAUGCUUGAAACCUACAUAACUAUCCACGGGCAGAAAGAGAGACGACAUAUUUGAAACCAAAAGUUCGUAUUCAGAUAACGAGGAGAUCCGAAUCUCAAACUGCUAUACCCACGAGCCCUUUUCAGGGCGAUGAUGGAGACGAGGUCGACAUGAGGCAGCUGACAAACUAGGUGGCGC
Messenger RNA from Amoebophrya sp. A25, 1013 nucleotides. NCBI's taxonomy places the organism in Eukaryota, Dinophyceae, Syndiniales, Amoebophryaceae. The record is from the annotation of a GenBank genome assembly.